CGUUGUUUUAUUUUAUUUUAUUUUGUCUUGUUUUGAUUUAGUAUAAAAAAAAAUUAUGGAAUCAUGCACUAAAUUCAAGAAUUCGCCAAAGUAUAUACCGCUUAAUGGAAUAGAAACAGAAGAAAUCAAAAGGUCUUGUAUACAACAGGGUAAACUUUACGAAGAUGCAGAAUUUCCACCGUUGUAUUCAUCGAUGUUCUUUUCACACAUACCAGAUAUGGAUAUAGAGUGGAAACGACCCCAUGAACUUUGUGCUGAACCGCAAAUGUUUAUAUGUGGUGCAGGCAGAGAUGAUGUAAAACAAGGAGUCCUUGGAAAUUGCUGGUUUCUUGCGUCAAUUGUAGCGCUGACGGUCCAUCCAAAAUUAUUUGUGAGGAUUGUUCCAAUAAAUCAAACAUUGGAUAUUCUCGAUAAACAAUACUGUGGACUUGUUGUUUUUCGAUUUUGGCAAUUUGGUAAAUGGGUUGAGGUUGUGAUCGAUGACCGUUUACCAACUUCGAAUGGUCGUCUUCUUUUUUUACAUUCGUGUGAACGUUCCGAAUUCUGGGCAGCUUUGCUAGAGAAAGCGUAUGCCAAGUUAUAUGGCUCAUACGAAGCACUCAAUGGUGGCAACGCAUGUGAGGCAAUGGAAGAUUUUACUGCUGGCAUAACACAGUCGUACAAUAUGGACAUUUCACCUCAAGAUUUAUAUACUGCUUUGUCAAAUGCCCUGUCUUGCGGUUCACUUGUGUGUUGUUCUAUUGAUCCUGACCCAAAUAUACGUGAAGCAGAAUUACCUAACGGACUCAUCGUGGGUCACUCUUAUACAAUAAGUGAUUGUAGACGGGUGGCCUCGGUGGUAUUAGUGCGUAUGCGAAAUCCCUGGGGUAAUGAAUAUAUGUGGAAAGGAGCUUUUUCUGAUCGAUCCCCCGAGUGGUCGUUAAUAUCGCCGGAAGAAAGGAUGGAAAUUGGACUUACAUUUGAUGAUGAUGGUGAAUUUUGGAUUCCAAUAAAUGAUGUGAUAUCAAAUUUCUCAUGCAUUGACAUAUGUAUGCUUCAACCAGCACCUACAUCCGGAACUGAAUCAAAUACUUGGACUUUAUUAAAACACCAUGGAACUUGGCAGCGUGGUGUAUCGGCGGGUGGCUGUCCAACAUUUAAGGACACCUUCUUUUUAAACCCCCAGUUCAGAAUAAAAGUAUCUGGGCGUAAUUGUUCAGACGAAUGCACUGUUGUAGUGGGUUUGAUGCAGAAGAACAGAAGAAAGAUAAAAAGUCUUUCUGAUCGACACAUUGGUUUUGUUAUUUACAAGAUACCAACAGAAACGAACAAGGAUUUUUUGGAUAAUGAACGUUUCAACAAAGAAUUCUUCGCAGGACACAAAUGGUGCUGUAAAUCGGAUAAAUUUACUAAUAAGAGAGAAUGCGUUUCAACAUUUUCGCUAUCAGCCGGAGAGUAUCUAGUAGUACCUUCUACGUAUAAAAGCGGGGAAGAAGGAGAAUUCCUUUUGCGAAUAUUUUUUAGAUAACGCUGAAUGAAUUCCAUAAAGCAAGUUUUGCUAAUGCAAAAUAACGCACGGUACCACCAUAACUUGGUGCUUUUUGUAAGAAAUUUUUUGUAAAAAUAUAAUUAUCCUUUUUA
Molecule: messenger RNA, 1620 nt
Organism: Hydractinia symbiolongicarpus
Lineage: Eukaryota; Metazoa; Cnidaria; Hydrozoa; Anthoathecata; Hydractiniidae
Product: calpain-A-like
Exons: 8
Coding region: 56-1507 (483 amino acids)
Biological process (GO): proteolysis
Cellular component (GO): cytoplasm
Molecular function (GO): calcium-dependent cysteine-type endopeptidase activity
Source: RefSeq, a predicted model, not a curated record